AUGUCUGAAAGCUAUGAUAUCGACAUAAACACUGGCGUCGACGAUGACGAUGCUAUGAUGGUUGACGAAGAUACUAGACCAGCCUCGGUCAAACGCAAAGGACGUGGAUUCAGAAGUGAAUCAAAAGAUGAAUCUAGAGAUGGCGUAAGAUCUGGUGACAAAUAUGAUCAAUUUGAAUCUACUACUGACGAAGAUGCAGCCGCUGGACGUGCCCAAAGAUCUGUCGAAGGAUGGAUUGUUUUGGUAGUCGGUCUUCAUGAAGAAUCUACAGAAGACGAGAUCACUGAUAAAUUUGCAGAUUACGGCGAAAUAAAAAAUUUACAUCUAAAUUUGGAUAGGAGAACAGGUUUUGUUAAGGGGUAUGCGCUUGUUGAAUAUGAAACCUACAAAGAAGCUAAGAAUGCGAUUGAUGCCGUUAACGGAACUAAGCUUCUAGGGGCUACAUUACAUUGUGAUUUUGCUUUCAUAAGAGCACCUAUCAGUAUUGCCUCUGGGACAGAUAGGGAAUCUCGAGACCGUGGUGCAAACAGAAAUAGAGUUGGAAGUAGACGGCGCGGGAGAUCUUCUAGCCCAUCAAGGAGAUAUUGA
Molecule: messenger RNA, 588 nt
Organism: Cetraspora pellucida
Lineage: Eukaryota; Fungi; Glomeromycota; Glomeromycetes; Diversisporales; Gigasporaceae
Source: the annotation of a GenBank genome assembly